ACUCAACCAACUCCCCACAUUGAACAUUGAGCUAGAAUCGGCGAUAGAGGCCAUCGAGUACCACCCAUACACUCACUUGAAAAGAUGGCAUCAUCAUCAGCUUCCUCUUCCUCAACAUCAUCAGCCGCUGCAGCUGCAGAACCAGACGAUCAAGCUCAACAAGCGCAUACACAGCCCACGCCGGACGCGUCCACCUUCAAGAGGAAGCGUACCCUCUACAAUACUUUCCUCUCACCCUCGGGAUCCACCUCCUUCUUCACCACCUCAUGGUUCGAGUCGCGGCCCAUCAAAGACGGAGACGGCUCUGCUUCGUCCGCGGGCGCAGAAGGGCCGGGCAGCGUAGGCCCAUCAGCCGCUUCCACCGCAGCGGCCUCGAAUCGCAAACGACGACCGAGCUUCGAAGAAUCUCGCGCGCAAGAGCCUCCGCAGGCUAGAUUGAUCAGGCUGAGGGGGCUCUUUGAUGUGUUGAUGGACAAGGACCAGCAGGAGGCCCUUGCCGGUGGGCGUGCAAAGGAGGCGUGGCAGGCAACAGCCGGCCGAGCACGGUAUGGCGCUGGAGGUCGGCUUGCGCGGGGAAGCUUGGUCAAAGCUGAACAGAGGGAGAAGACCAUGAACACAAAAGAGAAGGAGCUCGAUGCGGAUACGGUGGCGGGCAAAGUCUCCUCCUCUUCAUCCUUGUCGGACCAGUCUGAAGAGCCGCCAACUCCUUCACCGCCCAGGCAAGGCUAUGCAAAUGAGCUACUCGCCCAAUGUAGACAGUGCAGGCAGGAGCUCGACAAAGAGCGAGAAAAGCAUGAAAAGGCCAUGCAGGACGGGACGGACACCGGAGCGAGCUCUUGGAUGAGCCUCUCUUGGCCCUUCGGUUCAAAAGAGGAGGAAACCAGUAGUAAAGAGGAACAGAAGGAAUCGACUCUGAGCUCAAUAUGGAAUAGCGUAUCGGGAUCCUCGUCGUCAUCGUCGUCCUCGUCGUCCUCGUCACAAAGCCAAGAUUCCUCGCCGUCCACCUCGCAGCAACAGCUCUCCUUCGCAGCAGACUACGACGGCGAGUCCGGAUAUGCAGGCUCUGGAGUCUGGGGACUGAGCGCCGUCAAGCAUGGCUCGCGGGACAGGCAAAGGCAACGGCUUCAACAGGAGCAAGAGCAGUCCAAUGAGCAAGCAUCGGGCAUCAAGGCUUCUUCAUCGCCGUCACCGCCGCCAACCGCCCGGCAAGAAGCCGCGAAUCAGGAAGAGGAGGGCGACAAGAGGAUGAUGAUUGAGUGGGAGGGCUUUCUGAAGUAUGCCGAGACGAAAGAACGAGAACUCUACAAAAUCUUCACCGAGCUAGACCGUAAUGGUGACAUGCGCCUAGACGUCCAAGAGAUUCGUCUUGCCCUCGAUCGGGCAGGCAUAGAUCUCCCUCCCGCCUCUCUCGAAGACUUCAUUGCUUCCCUCUCUUCCUCGACGCGCAUCUCCGACCCUCACGCGCACGGCACAACGACUUGGUACUCUAUCGACCCGCCAACGGCAGACUAUGUCACCUGGCCUGAAUUCAGGGACUACCUCCUUCUGCUACCGCGUAAGCCCUCUGUGAACGAGAUCUUCCGCUUCUACCAGGUGCGCAAGGCUUUUGGGCUGUUUGGCGUUGGCGGAGUCUUUUCUGAGUUCGGGAGCAACUGGGGAAGUGGAGAUCGACAUGGAGCCACUGCUAUCACGAGUGAUGGUGAUGUCAGUAUGGCGGGGGAGGAGAAAAGACGCAAAGGGGGAGCGCCGGCUUCUGCUGCGAUUGAUGAGAAAAAGAAGGCGACUAGGGAGACAUUGGUAGAGGGUGAAGGAGGAGAGGGCGGCGCCGAGGCCGGGAGCUCGGCGGCGGCGUCGGCGGCGUCAUCAUCAGCGUCGGCCAACGUCGUGGGCGCUAACUCAAGUACCUCAAGCGACUCCUCAUCAUCCAGCUCAGCCACGAUGCAUGAUGAUCACUCCGCUGAGCACGAAGAAGAGGAAGACGACAACGAUAUGAUCCACCUGGACGUCGCGCUCAAGUUCCUCCUCGCGGGAGGGAUAGCAGGCGCGGUUUCCCGUACAGCUACCGCCCCCUUCGACCGUCUCAAGAUCUACCUCAUCACAGCCUCCCGCUCAAGUGAGACUGCUUCCGCUGCUGUAGCGGAUACGGUCCGCAAAGAGGGCGCCACAACUGCAGCAAAGGACGCCGGACGAAUUGCCACCAAGGGAGUCGGCGUCAUGGCAACAGCGAUGCAAAACCUCUACCGCGAAGGGGGAGGGCUGAAGGCCUUCUGGCUGGGCAAUGGCUUAAAUUGCAUCAAGAUCUUCCCGGAGAGCGCCAUCAAGUUCCUCUCGUACGAGACGUCGAAACGUGCGUUCGCCAAGUACGUGGACAACGUCUCGGACUCUCGUGACAUCAGCGGAACGUCGCGCUUCAUCAGCGGAGGAAUUGGUGGUAUCACCAGCCAGCUGGCCAUUUACCCCGUCGAGACGCUAAAGACUCGCCUCAUGUCUUCGCAGGGCGAGAAUGCUCCGAUCAGCAAGACCACAGGGCAGAGACUGGUGGGCAACGAGCUUCUUGCAGCGACUGCGAAGAACAUGUGGCAAGCCGGAGGCUUGCGAGUCUACUAUCGUGGUCUUACCGCCGGGCUGGUCGGUGUCUUCCCUUACUCAGCGAUCGACAUGUCUACCUUCGAGGGCAUCAAGCUAGCCUACAUGAGCUACAUGGACAAGGAUGAGCCAGAGACGCUCGCCCUACUCGCAUUCGGAUCCAUCUCCGGCUCUGUAGGCGCCUCAACCGUCUAUCCGCUCAAUCUCAUUCGUACGCGCCUCCAGGCUGCGGGGACGCCUGCGCAUCCGCAGGUGUACAACGGAUUCAUGGACGCGGUCAAGAAGACGUACGUCAAGGAAGGAAUCGUAGGAUUCUACCGCGGUUUGGUGCCUACGCUUGCCAAGGUGGUGCCCGCGGUCAGUAUUUCGUACGUCUGCUAUGAGAAUUCCAAGAAGAGGUUGGGCGUUGCGUAGAGUGGGCGUUGCGGUGGGCAGACGGGCCAAUAGGUUGUCGCGUCUGUCGAUUUUGUUGUUUUUUUCGGUGCUGGGGUGCCCCUCUAUUCUCUCUGUAACAAGACACAAGCAGCAUAGACAAAUCUGUCUUCAUUAUCAUCAUGAACAAUCGGUCGUUAUGCGCCUCCGUC
Jaminaea rosea is the source of this 3170-nucleotide messenger RNA. Its product is annotated as mitochondrial carrier. Gene Ontology annotation, biological process: transmembrane transport. Lineage: Eukaryota; Fungi; Basidiomycota; Exobasidiomycetes; Microstromatales. The record is from RefSeq and is a predicted model, not a curated record. The coding region runs from base 85 to 3000 and encodes 971 amino acids. The transcript has 2 exons. Gene Ontology annotation, molecular function: ATP transmembrane transporter activity; calcium ion binding.